AAAACAAACCACAAAAACCCCAGAAGAGACAGAAAAUAGCCACCGUUGCCGUCCGGAAUAAGCAGCACCGCCGCCGCCACAGCCGCCAGGACCACUACCAGCGAACAGCAAAUAGAUAUGGCUCGAUGGGAUGAGAUUCUCUCUCUUCCUGUACAAAACCCGCCAACUUUGGAGUUUUCUUCCAGUGAUCUUGUGUGGUCAAAGGUGGAAGGCUGGCGUGACAACAUAGACAGAGUUUGUCUUAUUCCAUUUGCUAGAGUUGAUGACUUUGUUAGGGGUGAAUCAGCUAAUAAUGAUUGUCCGACACGAUUCCAUGUUGAAGCAAGGAGAAGACGACCCCCUGAGAUGUCUUACAAGCCGAAAGUUGAUGGCAUUCUUGAAUACAUAUUGUACUGGUGCUCUUUUGGUCCUGAUGACCACAGAAAGGGAGGUGUUGUUCGACCUAGUAGGACUACCUAUGUGCCAAAAAAGAAGUCUGCUGGCCGACCAAAUACAAAGAGAGGCUGUACUUGUCAUUUUAUUGUCAAACGCUUAAUUGCAGAGCCUUCAGUUGCUCUUAUUAUUUACAAUCAAGAUAAGCAUGUGGAUAAAAAGGGGUUGCCAUGCCAUGGCCCACAGGAUAAGAAGGCUGCUGGGACACGUGCAAUGUAUGCCCCAUAUAUCUCCGAGGAUCUCCGUCUUCGUGUCUUAUCUUUACUGCAUGUUGGGGUCUCUGUGGAAACAAUCAUGCAGAGACAUAACGAGUCAGUGGAGAGACAGGGAGGUCCGAGCAAUCGAGAUGACUUGUUAACACACAGAUAUGUACGUAGACAAGAGCGGAGCAUACGACGUUCUUUGUAUGAAUUGGACGAAGAUGAUGCAGUCAGCAUCAGCAUAUGGGUUAAAACCCAUCAGAAUUGUGUUUUCUUUUUUGAAGAUUUCUCUGAUUCAGACCCUUUUGUCUUGGGUAUACAAACGGACUGGCAGUUGCAACAAAUGAUUCGUUUUGGGAAUCACCGCCUCCUGGCUUCUGAUUCAAGGUUUGGAACCAAUAAAUUGAAGUAUCCUAUUCACAGUCUUGUUGUAUUCAACUUAGACAACAAGGCUAUCCCGGUAGCAUGGAUAAUCGCUCCUAGGUUAGCAGUUGGAGAUGCACAUAGAUGGAUGAGAGCUCUUUACAACAGAGUUCGCACAAAAGAUCCUUCAUGGAAGCUUGCUGGGUUUGUUAUAGAUGAUCCUCUGUUUGAUAUUCUCACAAUCAGGGAAGUCUUUCAGUGCUCAGUGUUGAUAUGCUUUUGGCGAGUUCGUCAUGCUUGGCACAAAAACCUGAUGAAGAGAUGCUCAACAAUGGAGAUACGUGCUGAAAUUGCAAAAAUGCUUGGUCAGACUGUCUUGAAUAUCUGCAAAGGAUCUAGCAGUGCAAAUGUUUUUGAGGAUAUGAUGGAAGAUUUUGUAGAUGCUACUGAUUUUGCUGAAUAUUUCAAGUCAGUUUGGUUGCCGAGGCUAGGUGUGUGGUUUACUGCACUGAAAACUCUUCCUCUUGCCAGCCAGGAAACUUCUGCAGCAAUAGAGUUCUACCAUAUCCAGUUGAAGGCCAGAUUAAUGAAUGAGAAGGACUGUAAUGUAUACCAACGUGCUGACUGGUUGGUGGAUAAGCUGGGCUCUAAAGUGCAUUCUUACUUCUGGCUAGAUGAAUAUUCAUGUAAGGAUGAUUUUGCACGAUACUGGAAGGAUGAAUGGUUGAGUGGCUUAACAAAGUGGAGGAAAUCAAUGAAGAUUCCAGAUGCUGACAUUGCCAUAGAUGGUAAAUGUGCAAAAGUUAUUGACCUGGAAGAUCGAGAUUCUGUUCAUGUGGUAUGGAAUCCAGGCUCUGAGUAUGCAUUGUGUGACUGUAACUGGUCUUGUACAGGCAAUUUGUGCGAGCACGUAGUGAAAACUAUCAAGUUUUGCCGUGAUAAAAAAUAUGUUGUACCGUCUGUUAGCAUGCUCCAGUAUACCCAAGCUCUGAUUAAUAUGCUGCACUGCCCACCCUAUGAUUCUUUGGUGCGUGACCAUGCCGUUUCUUUGGCAGUCUGUGUGCAGAUGCAGUUGAAUGGCCAAAUUUGUCCAGAUAAUAGUGGGAUCACAUCGAUUUCUGUGGAGGAAGAAGUUGAGCAGACUUUGCAGAAUCAUGAUAGGAUUGUGGAAAAUGAGAACCACCAUGCAAAUGGGGAUGUUGGAUCUGCACUUGAGCAGAAGCAUUCAGGUUAUGGAACAGAUGAUGCAAGGGGUACCCUAGUUGAGCAAAUUGCUAGCGAAAAUGAUAACUGUGGUGAUGGGGCUGGAAAGGAACAUUCUUCUAUUGGAAUGGAAACUAUUCCAUCAUCCCUCUCUACUGCUGACCCUAAGUGAUUUCCCAUUGAGAAUAAAGUUGAGAUAUUCUCUAAAAUCAGGAUGCCAAUCUAUUGUGAAAAUAUUCUCAACAUUUCAUUGGCAACCCUCAACUGGAAUGGAAGAGCAAAGAUGGAAAAGCUAGUAACAUUGGUUAAGAAAGAGUUGGCUGAGCUCAAGGAUGUAUCAGAAACAGCAAAUGCAGAGAAAAGCAGAAGGAUAGAGGAAAUUUAGUGGCAGGAUAAGGAUGACGUGGCAGUGUCUUCUGGAUGGUGUGAUUGGAAUAUAAAUUAAUAUAGCAAUCAAUUAGACUAGCAGAAUGGGAGGCAAUGACUCUAUAAGAAUGGUCAGUCCGUGGAGUGGGGAUCUCCAUUAUACAUUACCUGAAACACUACAAGGAUUUGUUCACACAUUGGCUUGAGCAAAGUAACUGAUACAAUGAUCUACAAAGAAGUUGAAGAUCAAGAAAAUUUACGAGUUCCUGUAUCAAGCUUUGAGCUGUUGAGGCCUUUCAAAGUUUGCUGCUUCAGACACUUAAUGGGCCCAAGCAUGUAAAGAAUUUAAGAUAGAUGGUUAAGCUUAGCUUAGCUGCAAAGGACAGAAUCCCAGUUUAUUGAUGGGGCAAGAGAGGUUCUUGAGGAGAUUUGUUAGAAAACCCAUUGUUGCUCGAGGCAUAGCUUGCAGUUGCAUUGUUGCUGGAUAGAUGUGGACCAUCAAGCAUGAAAAUAUAUUGUUGCUGGACUAAUGUGGAGGUGCUGAUAAGGAGAUUAGAAUAAGCAUGAGAAAAAUGGUCAAGAAGGCAAGAAUUGAUGUCAAGGGCAAAGUACAGUGUUUGCAGAAGAAUGUGGAGGUUGCAUUGAGGAGCUACGAGGAACUUGAGGAUGCGUUACCUCAGAUGAUGAUCUGAGCUCGGAAGAGUUGCCUAAGCGUGCUGUGGUACUUAGGGCAGGGUACAUUGCUGUCAAAUUUGCUUCAGUUUAGUGUGGCAUGGGUACGAUUGUGGAUCCAUGCUUCAGAAAGGAACUUCCACGGAGGUUGUUAAAAGUUUUUUUGUUUGUGCAUAAAUUCUUCUUUCUUUGACAAGCUUGCAGUUCAACAAAUUUCUGUAGCUACUUUUACUUACCAUUUAACUUAUUUGCAUGCCUUGCCUCUGUGAUGAGUAAUCACACAGAGAAAUUGGCCAUCAUUAUUUGCAGGCUCUCUUAAAUUUGGCUACCUUGAGAUCCUCUGAAAAAAUUACAUUCGUAUUGCUCAAAUAUAGAAAAGCCCAUGUAAGCUUAAGGUUUUAUGGCUUCAUAAUGCCACUAGAUAAUGCUCAGUGUAUCCUUUCAUUUAAAACUAACAGAGGAAGUAGCUGCUGUCUUAUUA
Molecule: messenger RNA, 3717 nt
Organism: Coffea eugenioides
Lineage: Eukaryota; Viridiplantae; Streptophyta; Magnoliopsida; Gentianales; Rubiaceae
Exons: 7
Coding region: 118-2370 (750 amino acids)
Source: RefSeq, a predicted model, not a curated record